UUUAUUUCAGAACAUUGCCAUGUAUCCUCAAUGUUGACCUUUACCUUGUAAUAUUUGAAGUUUAUAUGUUGAAAACUCUUCUUAAAAAGGGUAUCGACAGUUAUGAUGUAAUUCUUAUCCGAUAAAACAUGUUUUCUUCAGAUUGGCUGAUUUCCUUUCCUUUCAAAUCUUUUCCUGCAAAUUCCUUUAUAAGGGCUCCAAAUUUCUGAUAUAGCAUAAAUUCUACUUGAAGCAAAGAAAGAGAGUUUCCGUGGUGAGUUAAUGAGAAAAGAAUUCUAGUCCUUAUGACUAUCAUAUUUCCCUUUUAUUGUGCUCAUUCUUGUAGGCAUUGAAUGUCUGUAAAUAUAGAAACAUGAGAGAGUUCUCAAUAGCGUCUUCGUAUUUAUUUCAGGGAGCAACAAUAGUUGAUAUGUCUGUUACAGUGACUUUGGAUCCAGUUUACCAGCUUUCUCCUGGUGCUGCUACAGCGCCCCCGCCAACAGGAAAGAAAACUGCUGGUGAUUCAGAAUCCGCUUUUCAGAAAGCAGAAGAUGUUGUUAGCAGCAUGCUCGCAAAAGGUUAUAUCUUAGGUACAGAUGCUGUGGGCAAAGCAAAGUCUUUUGAUGAGAAGCACCAGUUGACUUCAAGUGCAAGUGCUAAAGUGGCCUCCUUAAACCAAAAAAUUGGUCUCACUGAGAAGAUAAGCGUUGGUACUUCCAUUGUUAAUGAGAAAGUCCGAGAAAUGGAUCAGAAACUCCUGGUUUCUGAAAAAGCAAAAUCAGCAUUUGCUGUAGCAGAGCAAAAAGUUAGUAGCGCUGGAUCGGCCAUUAUGAAAAACCGAUAUGUUCUCACGGGGGCUACUUGGGUAACAUGCGCUUUUAGUAAAGUUGCUAAAACAGCAGGGGAAGUGGGCCAAAAGACAAAAGAGAAAGUGGGAAUGACUGAGGAUGAGCAGAGACAGAAAAUGGUCACUGAUUUUGCACAGGUUCAUUUAUCUGAUUCUCCAAAAGCUUCUAAUUUCACGGAGCAUCAGUCUUCCAAGCCUGCAGCAGUACAAGGUUUAGUCCGUUGAGUUGAUGCCCCUGUAAGUAUCUUUGAGGACUUCCACUCCUCAUACUUCAUUUCAUUUUCAAUUCACUGGUUUAUGAAGAAAUGACAAGUGUAAAACAAUAUGUUCAAUAUGCAAUUUUUAGAUGAUCUCGAUUUUGUUUCUGUACUUCGUACUGUAACAAGAUUUGAUUGAUUUGUAUAUCAUUGAUAUUGUCAAGUAGAUAAAUUCAUUUUUAUGCCUUGAUGAA
Messenger RNA from Nicotiana attenuata, 1277 nucleotides. RefSeq names its product binding partner of ACD11 1-like. The record is from RefSeq and is a predicted model, not a curated record. Lineage: Eukaryota; Viridiplantae; Streptophyta; Magnoliopsida; Solanales; Solanaceae. Bases 353 to 1051 code for a protein of 232 amino acids. The transcript is spliced from 2 exons.